GCUCAUUCUGAUUCUGAUCUCGGUCGCAACUCAAAAUCUGAGGUCACAAAUGUUAAGGCACGAGGCAGUAACCGACAACAUUGAUGAAAAAGAGAACAGCUAUGAUUCGAUGAUGCAGUCACUCAGGCGUCAAUCAACGACACCACACGACUCUCCAUCAAAAUCUUCAAUGUAGGACAGCAAGAGCAGUAAGUUUCACAUAGAUGACCACCUCCAGUACAGAUUCAGGCUCUUCUACAUUUUUUAGCCUGGUGUCUGACUCAUCCUCGGGUCUUGUAGUACUUACUUUCCUAGCUUGGUGGGGCGGGACCUGAAGUAUCUCGACAAUCUCUUUACUGUUUUAGUCGAAAAAUGAUUAUUUCAUAUUUAUAUAUAACCCACAGGAAAAGGAAAUAUUUUUCCGGAAAUAACAACUGCUUCGGUGCUCGUCGUACUAUGACUCAGUUAGAAAUAUGAACGCAUAUUUCUGCUAAUAUCGCCUAUAAAUAUUUCUUAAAAGUAGAACAAGAAAUUCUCAAUUUCUAUCGUCAUCUUCGCCCAUGGUUGCUUACUCACAGAAUUCAAACAAGUGCUUCCCCGCUACACUGAUAGUAUUUAUGGAAAUGCGAAAAAUUUGAUUGAUGGUUACCAAAAUUUCGCUCAUCCUUAACCUUAUCGAGCGAUCACUUACAAGUGGAUGGGAAGAGCAGUACGUGCUGCAGCAUGUAUGCAUUCUCCGACCAAUGAGAAUAUCAAACAUCUUUUCUUGGUAGUAGUACAAGACACUGAGAAAAGGAAAUCAUGGCUCGUGAACUUUUAGAUCAACUUCUCGCUAGAGUCAGUGUAUCAAAGGCAUUCUUGCAUACCCCGUAUUCUCAUUGUGCUUGUAUUUAUAUUUCUUUUGGAACUUGACGUUGAUACACCGCAGCAUACCGCUGCCUGGCUUCCUUACUUUAUGUAUUCUUGUAGUAACGAAAUGAUACGCGGAAAUAAACUCAAAUUCUUCGCGAUGGGUAUUUUCUCGGAAACUUUCAAGGUUGAUACCUUGAAUGAAGGGCGUGUUUUAUGAUCAUUCGAUUUUCGAUUAAGGUUAUCUGGACAAGGUUAGUAGACAUGUAGUGUCGAGUAAAAUUAAUUGCAAAUUCUCCUUCGUUAUUCCAGAAGUUGUAAAGAGAGGCGCAGCGCCGGCCUUACAACACGGGGAAAAUGCGCGCUUUCGGAGGCGGGACCGUGGGUGCACAGUCGCUGUGGACUGGCACCUCCACUUCCUCAACGCUGAGUAGACGGAGUUUUUACUCUUCAACUUCUACAACAUCCAAGUGCUCCUCGUGCUGCGCUGGCGAUCUUCGAAGCAGAUGGCGUACAAGAUUGAAGAUACCAUCGAGCACUUUUGGCGGCUGCGAAACCAUGAGAGUUUUAUUUUCUGCCAGGAGUGACGGCGCUGCUGGAAUAAGUGGCCUCUUCGACAGGUAUCGCAGUCACAUGAAAAAGAUCAAGAGCAGAAUACGGACGUCAACAACCUCACGCGCAAGUAGGAGUACUAAGAAGCUGGAGGAGUUCUUGUACGGAGCCCACUUUUCUGAUCCUCCGAGUAUAUGGGCGAGGAGUAAUUCGUUUUUUGGCUUGUCUUCCCAUUUAGCAGAAGGGACAAGAUCAUCGCGCGGGCCGCUCGUGAGCUUUUUUCCGCGCUUUGGGACUACUUCUUUUCAUCACGUGUGCGAAUACAGCAGAUUGUCUUUUCUGAGGACGGCAAGAAGUCGCGAAAUGCAGCAGACGCUCCUCCUGAGCAGAUUUUUUUCAUCUUCAUCUUCAACAUCCUCACAUUCGUCCACAGCGAGUAAUAGUACACGGCUUAACAACACCGUUUCUUACAUCCGGUAUAUCCCUGUCAACUUCGCUACGACGAACGCGGCGUCGCAAGUAGAUGCCAGCUCUAGCGGUACCAGUCCUACCCGUAACUUCCACACAUACGUGUCCCCCGUCCGCUUAAAGGUCGCCGAUACCCCUGAGCAAGAACCUUCAUCCGCGGAAAGCGCAGCUGCAGCGCUGAAAGCCCACGUGAUGAAGCCAGUGACAAGUGCACAACUGCGAACGGUCUUCAUUGCCUCAGCUGUUCCUUUUAUUGGCUUCGGGUUUUUAGACAAUUUUUUGAUGAUUCUAGUCGGUGACAUAGUGGAUGCGACUCUGUGCGUGAAAUUCGGCUUCUCCACGAUGGCCGCCGCCGCUUUAGGCAACACAUUCAGCGACGUUUGUGGUGUUUUUUCUGGCGGCGUGAUAGAAGACAUGGCCCAACGGCAGGGUUUGGAGAUGCCGCCGCUCGAUGCCGAUCAGCUGAGGGCAACUCCAGUGAAAGUGUACCAGUACAUGGGGCAGGCCUUCGGUUAUGUUAGUCAGAAAUGCAUCUUGUUGCCGAUCCAUUUCCACGACGUCAAGAUGAUCACGAAGCAUAUAAUAUCUAAUAUUGAAGGUAUCUAUGAGAGCUACAAGCAACUGCGACUAUUACACGACGUCUCUGCUAUUUUCUUCUUUUUGAUACUACGAAGAUGUUUUUCUCUGAGCCGUCGCUCUAACUCGGCAUUGUACUUGGUUGUUUCCUCGGGAUGUGCCCGCUGCUGUGGAUGGACCCAGAGGCCACAGAAAAGAAGAAGCGGGAGAAAACGCGCAUUGACGUGCUUAACCGGGUCGUCACGGAUGUCAACGACUUGUUGAAUGCCGAGGCCACCUUCAUGAUGAUGAUAGACCACGACAAAAAGGAAAUGUAUACAAUCGCAACGGAGAACAUCCCGGAAUUCCGCGCGCGGCUGGGCGAGGGCGUCAUGGGACACUGCGCAACAACUGGGAAAUUUAUCAAUAUCAAGGACAUACAACAAAGCGAAUUCUUCAACAAGAAACGUCACACGAACUAUCGUGACACGGGUCGAGACAUCAAGAGCGUCCUGUGCAUGCCCGUCAUGAGUACUGCAUCCAAUGCUAUUGUCUUAGGCUACAGACAGAUCUUUUGUAUAGGCCCUUUCUCCGUUAACCUAGAGAACUCCUAGAGGUGAGCAUGAGUGGGGAAACUUCUUUUCUGUGCAAACAUGAAGGUAGUUCUGUUGCAUUUUAUUACCCCAUAAAUUGGAAGAAACUCUUCGCCAGAUCUCACCGACGAGAAGUCUACGGAGCCAAUAGUUGCAGUCGUUGAGGUAAUCAACAAGAAAGCAGAUACAGGCUUCACAACAAAAGACGAAGAGGUGCUCGCGGCGAUCUGCUCUCACGUACUUACACAUACAUUCUAGGACCUCUUCCUACCUACAGCUAAAGAAUCUAUCUUGCUUAUAGGAUCGGAUAGAAAUGAGUGCAGCAUGUGCUUUAACGUGGACAAGGUAGUGAUGUCCAGGUGCUUCUGUUCAAAGUAUGAUAAACCGUUCAACAUGCAGAUUACGACGGCCUUGGCAGAGGAUCAGGCGAAGGAGUUCAAAAACGUUAUCGAGAUGUGCCGAAUGCAGAUUGUCAACCGAGAGCAGUACACGACGAUGAACCCGUAUACCCAAAGUUCUUCUUCUUCUUCUUCUUCUUCUGUAGAGAUAUGCCAACGAUAGAAUUCUUUAUUUGCUCCUCAUGAACCAUAACCUUGAUGUAAAAUCGGAGAUGAUUAUUGUAAAGCGCUCCUCCACGCAACAACAUGCUCAACUGUAGUUUUUUCAUCAUACUCAUUCCAGAGUAAUUGAGCAGCGGCAAAUGAAGUUGUUUGAGACGCUGAUGGCAGAGACGGCGGGUAUUUUACGAUGCGAAGCGGCGCACUUGCUCCUUAUCGACCCAGUGCGACAGAAGCUGAAAACCAAAGUGGGGCACCUCUUGCCUCUUCGGGAGUUCGAGCUCAACGAAGACAUCAUAGGAAAAGUCUGCCAGCGAGGACAAUUAGUAAACAUACCUGAUUUUCCUCGAAGCAAGUACUACGAUCCCGCAAAACACGACAAUUUCUUAGGGACCGGGAUUGAUAUCCGCACAAGAUUAUGCGUGCCUGUCAUCAAUACGGAGAGGCACGUGAUCGGCUGCAUGGAGGUUAUCAACAAGAAGAGCAACGAAGUUUUCAUUAUGAUGAGAUGGCCAUGCCGGGAUCUCCAGUAACGAGGAGAUCGUAACUGCUCACUAAAAAAAUUUGCUUUUUCAUGUGUUACUUGAUACUGAUACAUCUUGAUACUGAUACAUAGCUGCCUCAGAGUAUAAGUAUUAAGACGCAUCAAGUUGGUGUCCCUAGGUUGAUGUGCACGCAAGAAAUAGAACUUCGUCGACUUUGCUGACUUGUGAUCAUUUCAAUCAUUUUCUACUAGCUCUCUCUAAUUUACACACUGACGACAUUGAGCAGUUGUUGAAUAUCGCAGGGCACGUGGCACUGACGUUGGAAGGACAGGGCAGCUCGAUUCGUAAGGUGCUAGCCUUGGCGGCCGAGCAGCGGCAAAUGGUUCAAGAAAGCCGAGACUACAAACGCACGGUUACACGGCAGCAAUCGGGCCCAUUGAUUAUGAUGUUCGUUGCGGUCCACCUAGUAAAUCUUCAGGUUUCUUUACACCUCGUAGUAGUAUUGCUUUGUAGCUUUCUAUGUCAGAGAUAUUCUGAAGAUUCGCUGAUACGAGUAGAAGCAGGUGCGCUCUCCCAUGCAUCAGCAACAUAACCACCAUUAGAAUCCCUCGAUCUUCUCAGCCAAUCAAUCUUGUCAAACGUACGAAGUUUAAAGGUAAAUGUCUCACACAUUCGACUUUUUGGAAUGUGCGGCCUUGCUUUUACAUUUGAGUGUAGGUGUGAACUGGUUUAAAUCAAAAAUUCGAGCAAUGGACCUUUUGAAAGUUUUAAGCCUUUGAAGCUUUGAACCUACAGAAAAAUUGCUGUGGUCCCAAAUUUGAUUCUUCUAAGAUUUGAAAGUUUUCAAAAUUCUAUUUCUACAAUUUAACACUGAAUAAAGUCUAGUAGACUCAACGUGGAACUCUAAGACUCCUAGAAGUAGAAACAAUUUGAACUUUUGGAAAUUUAUUAAUUGCAAUUCUCAAAAUUUUUCGUUUUAUCUCGUUUUAAUUCAAUUGAAAUCCAAUAGGCUCAAUAACACAAUGUAUCUGGCGACAGCAAAAUCAUCAAUCAACUCACUCCGUAUCCAUUCAUGGCAUUCUUUCGUUGAGUGGUUGUUGUGUAGCAUUUAGGUGAAGCUUCAGGAGCUUCUUAAUUGUUGCAAAAAGUUUUAUGAUGAGGUUUCCAGAAGGUAGAGCUAGAGGCUGAAUGAAUGUGGGUGAGUGGAAGAGUAUGACUGGUCUGGGCCAUCCCUACCAAGGCGCCCCCAACUGCGAAAAGCAUACAACUUUUGCUGUAAUGUUGUAGCUGAUUGAAAAAUAUCUUCAUCGACUGAACACUGAACUGGUGCUGCUGGUUCAAGGUAACCUCGAUGGAGUGUAGGUAGCCUCAUCAACUGACUGAGCUGCUGCUCCUGCUUGAAGAAGAAGACUAGACUUCAGCGCCCGAUGGCUCUCCCUCCACUAGAAUCCUCCACCUCCUUCAGGCAUUUCCUCCGUCAAGACGCGCCUCCCGCGCUCCUCUUACGCCAGAUCGCGGCGCUUUCCUGGCGGAGUUAAUCCGCAGAAAAGGAGUCGGAACAGAGGCGCCGCGGAAUUUGACAGACGAGGCCGCUUCUCUGAGGUUUUUGAGGUGUUUCGCAGUUUGUCUGCUUUUGAAUGUAGUGCAGGUUUUUGGGAUUGGAAGCCCUGAGUGCAAAGCUUUGCACUGAGGUCCAUGAGGUGGAGACUUGGGGCGAGUUUGAAGCUUUUGGCUUGCAGCUUGAAGCCCGUGGCCGCUUUCAGUGUGAAGCUUUGAGCCUCAGCGAAGCUCUAGGCGUGAGGCUUCGGGCUUGGUGCUUCGAUUUUGAAGCUUUAGAUGGCAAGCUGAAGCCUUGGGCUCGAAGCGUUGGAUUCGUUUGAAGGGUUUGGUCUGAAGUCUUGGAUUUGAGCUUUUGUGUUUGAAGCGUUGGCCUUCAAAGUCUUGGAUUGGAGACUUUGGAUCUGCAGCGUUGGAUUUCAUCGAGCGCUGGGCCAGAACUAGAGGUCUUGGCUUUGAAAUUUUGGACUUGAAGUCUUGGGCUCGAGAUUUUGGAUUUGAAGCUUUGGGCUUGAGGUAUUGGAUUUGAGGUCUUGGAUUUGAUGGGGUCUUAGGUUUUAGUUUUUGGAUUUGAGUUUUUGAAUUUGAAAAGUGUGAGGCUUCGCCCUUGUUGAUAAAGUCAAGACUUUUGCUAUUUUUGCGCAAAGUCGCAAAUUUUUUGACUUUAUCGCCUGGCAUUUCAAUUGAAUCGCCUGCGGUCGCGAUGGGCUACACAUCACGGACAGCGCGUUGGCGGGAGUAGCGGCCCUGGGUUUAUGACACGCCACGCCCUAGGGCUCAUAAGUUCAGUCAGACGCCCAUGAGUUCAGAUGUUCAUAAGUUCAUAGGGUCAGAGGUUCAUGGUUUUGUUGUGUGAGUGUUUUCGGUUCAGGUGCUUCCGGAUCCGGUGCUGUUGGUUCAGGUGUUGUCGGUUCUUGUUUUUUUGGUUCCAGUGUUUUUGGUUCGGAGGUUGGAGGGGACGUUGUUGAUUUUUUAUUUGGCUCUUUAAUCUUGCCUGUAAGUGUAACUGGAUGCUCUAAAUUUUUGGUGCAAAUUGAACCGGAUGAAGAUGAAAAGAAUGAGGACGAAAUCGGGGAAGAGGACAUGUGGGAUGACGAUGUGGCCGCUUCGGAGGACGUUGCGCAAAUGGCGGGCAUAGCCUUUCACCCGGUUGCACAACAGUCAAGUAGGCUACAAAGCACGCGGGCAGUUUUCGGCGGAAGCCAGCGUAUGCCGACCACAGCUUCAGCAGUCCCUGACGAAACAACCUUGUUUUACGUGCACUGUUGCUAUUUGGAAGUCUUCUCUAAAUCAUCAGUGUUCUACUGUUAGUGUUAGAGUUCCUGCUGGCGACAUUGUCUCCGUGAUCUGCUGAUUUUUUAACGGGCUCGAGAUUUUUUACGUAUCCACAGCGCCAACAUAUUGAGUGUCCAUGAUCUCCCUCGCUGCACUAAGUAGCAAUCAACACUUGGAUUAGGUUUCAAGGUCUGUAUUUGCUAAAGAUUUUGUUUCCACUGACUCUAAUUUUCGCAUCAGCACACACACGCAGCACGUCAGCGGCUCGUGAAGAUGCAGCAAGAGAGCCAGUUAUUUAUUCAGUUGGACAAAGCAACGGACUUGCCAAAGGCUGACCUUUUCGGUACGAUUGACCCCUACAUCACCGUCAGUAUUGUCGAAGGAGAUCCAAAUGCGCCAGAUUACGAAGGGCCAACAACUGGGCGAGGUACUAGUUUUUUAUUAUUCCUAUUCUGUGAGUCGGGAUUAAUAUUAUGUGAUUAGGAUGUAAAGACGUAAUGUUGCGUCUCUUUUCUGCUUCGUUCAUACUGGCCCUUCCCUGCAUCUACAUCAUGGGGAGAUAAUUUAUACUUAGUAUAGAUCUUCAACAUAAAUGGGUAGGGGUUUCGUAUCAUAAUGUGAAGCAAGCAAAUAUCCUAUCCGAUCGUGCUCCAAAUGAAUACGCACUAGGUUACACAUCAGCUCUUGGGUGGGCGAAGUCGUCACCGAUUCGGCAGAAUCAAUUCCCUGUUUGGCGUGAGCGCCUUCCGAUUGAUCUUCCUCUUGAAGUCGUGGACAAUUACGAGAAUCUGUACUGCGUUACUUCUACUUGUAAAUGAAAUAAUCAUUUUGAUUUUUCGUUAGUUUGACCUUUUGUCUUUAAGUGGACUGAAGUGGGUGUCAAUACGUGGUUCGUGUUCAGGAGUGGGUUGUACACGAUAAUAGCGAAUUGUAUUGAAGAUCUGUAGUAAAAAGAUGAAUAACAUGUUGUAGUCGGGCCACAGGUACUUCGUUCAUGAUGUUGUUCAUGUUUCUUUAGACCUUUUUCAACAACAAGAAACUAUAGUGCAUCCCUGGCUUUCACGUUCAGGUACAUCCACGUAAAACUGUGGGAUUGGGAUUUUAUGAAAAGCGAUGACAUGAUCGGUGAGGUUAUUUAUCCCUUGUGCCGCGUCCUGCAGGAAGACGAGAUGCCUGUCAAGGCAUUUCCGCUACAGCCUAUGAAACAGGCGCCGGAUGAAUACGACCUGCGGAAGUCUCGGAUAUACUUAAAAUUCGGCAUCGCGCGCAAGAAAAAGAAGGAGCAGCCGACGGAUCCUUCGCUGGAUGCAAAGAAUCCCCAAGUCGUGGCAUCCCAUCGCACCAUGGAAUCCGGGUGGUCGUGA
Amoebophrya sp. A25 is the source of this 8234-nucleotide messenger RNA. Lineage: Eukaryota; Dinophyceae; Syndiniales; Amoebophryaceae. The record is from the annotation of a GenBank genome assembly.